ACACUUCCGGCGGGGCUGCGACCACAGAGGGGCGCGGGCGAGCGGGCGGCCGGCCGCUGGGGGUGGCGGGAUAGGCUGGGCGCGGCCGGCGCUGCGGACCCGCUGCUGCUCUUCGGGUCUGUGCGGUCCCGAGGGCCCUCAGUGCCGCCGGCGCCAUGGGCAACUGCCACACGGUGGGGCCCAACGAGGCGCUGGUGGUUUCAGGGGGCUGCUGUGGUUCCGACUAUAAACAGUACGUGUUUGGCGGCUGGGCCUGGGCCUGGUGGUGUAUCUCCGACACUCAGAGGAUUUCCCUAGAGAUUAUGACGUUGCAGCCCCGCUGCGAGGACGUAGAGACGGCCGAGGGGGUAGCUUUAACUGUGACGGGUGUCGCCCAGGUGAAGAUUAUGACAGAGAAGGAGCUCCUGGCGGUGGCUUGUGAGCAGUUUCUGGGUAAGAACGUGCAGGACAUAAAAAACGUCGUCCUACAGACCCUGGAGGGACAUCUGCGCUCCAUCCUCGGUACCCUGACAGUGGAGCAGAUUUAUCAGGACCGGGACCAGUUUGCCAAGCUGGUGCGGGAGGUGGCAGCCCCUGACGUUGGCCGCAUGGGCAUUGAGAUCCUCAGCUUCACCAUCAAGGACGUGUAUGACAAAGUGGACUAUCUGAGCUCCCUGGGCAAGACGCAGACUGCCGUGGUGCAGAGAGAUGCUGACAUUGGCGUGGCAGAGGCUGAACGGGACGCAGGCAUCCGGGAAGCUGAGUGUAAGAAGGAGAUGCUGGAUGUAAAGUUCAUGGCAGACACCAAGAUUGCUGACUCUAAGCGAGCCUUCGAGCUGCAAAAGUCAGCCUUCAGUGAGGAGGUUAACAUCAAGACAGCUGAGGCCCAGUUGGCCUAUGAGCUGCAGGGGGCCCGUGAGCAGCAGAAGAUCCGGCAGGAAGAGAUUGAGAUUGAGGUUGUGCAGCGCAAGAAACAGAUUGCCGUGGAGGCACAGGAGAUCCUGCGUACGGACAAGGAGCUCAUCGCUACAGUGCGUCGGCCCGCCGAGGCCGAGGCCCACCGUAUCCAGCAGAUUGCCGAGGGUGAAAAGGUGAAGCAGGUCCUCUUGGCACAGGCAGAGGCUGAGAAGAUCCGCAAAAUCGGGGAGGCGGAAGCAGCAGUCAUCGAGGCGAUGGGCAAGGCGGAGGCUGAGCGGAUGAAGCUCAAGGCGGAAGCCUACCAGAAAUAUGGGGAUGCAGCCAAGAUGGCCUUGGUGCUGGAGGCCCUGCCCCAGAUCGCUGCCAAAAUCGCUGCCCCACUUACCAAAGUCGAUGAGAUUGUGGUCCUCAGUGGAGACAACAGCAAGGUCACAUCAGAAGUGAACCGACUACUGGCCGAGCUGCCUGCCUCUGUGCAUGCCCUCACGGGCGUGGACCUAUCUAAGAUACCCCUGAUCAAGAAGGCCACCGGUGUGCAGGUGUGAGGCUCCUGCAGGCCCACUCUCUUCAGCAGCCACCCAGCCCUCCCUCCAGCACCCGUUUUAAUCCCACAGAACAAUGGGAAUGUUACUGACUCUGGUGCCUUAUCUUGAAGGGACCAGAAGUGCUGCGUGUUCAGGCCAUCUCUGGCUGUCUUCCUGUCUCUCCUGUCUCUGUCCACCUCCUCCUCUUCCUCUCUUUUACCCCACUUUCACUGCCACUUUCAUCAGGUUUGUGUCUCAUCUCCCUGUGUGUCUUUUCCUUUAUCUCUUUUUCUUUCCCCCUAUGCACAUCAUGUAGUUUAAGCUGAAGAUGUUUAUUACAAUCACUCUCUGUCUGUGGGGGGUGGCCCUGCUGCUCCUCAGAAUCCUGGUGCCUUGAAGUUCUCUGUGCAUCUGCCCAUCCUCCCUAUGGCUGUGGCCAGAGCCCAGCAUGGGCAGGGGUUCUAUGUAGGACGGUCACUCUCCUCUCUCCCGGACUGGUCUUCCCAGCCCUAAAUCCUGCCACAGGAAGCCCACAGCCUCACCUGCUACUGCCCCUCUAGGUCUGGGCAGCCAUGACCUGCAGGGCCUAGCACCACUGUCCUUCCCCUCAUCUGCCCAAGACCCCGGCUGGCGCUCAUACCCUGUCCUUUCUCCCUGACCCCACGGGCACAGAGGCAAGGCCUCCUGUCUACAGCAGCUUCCUCAGUUUCCUACUGCCUUAGGAGGCCCCUGCUUAUGCUCAGGGAAGGCCUCUUCAUGGGCAUGUGUCUGCUGGGGCAGUGGGGCUUGGUGCCAGCUCUGCUAAGUUUUCUGAGAUGAGGGUCUAGCCCUGUUGGGGACAGAAAAGUGUGUAGACCUUCUUCCUGCUAGGGCUGCUCUGUCCUGGGUGUUGGGCCCUUCUGGUAGACAAGGCUAUGCCAACCCUGUACAGAAUCGAGUGCUGUAACCUGGCCAGACCCCAGAGCCCUUGUGCCAUCUUUCUUCCUGGCCAGAGUGAUGGGGUUCCAGCCAUGGGGAAGCAACCCAAUCCUCUGUCUCGUUGCUCCAAUGGAGGCAGAAGAGCCCAGGACCCAAGCGUCUUGGCAGGGGUGCUGUGAAUGUCCAGUGGUCCCAGCAUCCCACCCUGGCCCUGCCCCUGCCCCAGCCUGUGUAGCUCUUCCUGCAUGUGGAUGCUGCAUGUCUGGUCUGGGGCUUGGAUGCUGCACUGCCCCACUGCCUGUCCCUUCUGGUAAAAUAAAGAUCUCUUAAUGCCCA
Molecule: messenger RNA, 2675 nt
Organism: Chlorocebus sabaeus (green monkey)
Lineage: Eukaryota; Metazoa; Chordata; Mammalia; Primates; Cercopithecidae
Gene: FLOT2
Product: flotillin 2
Biological process (GO): regulation of myoblast differentiation; protein localization to plasma membrane
Cellular component (GO): cytoplasmic vesicle; flotillin complex; plasma membrane
Molecular function (GO): protease binding
Source: RefSeq, a predicted model, not a curated record